AUGGACUUAGGGCUUCCGUUGGUAGACUUCUUUUUGCGAGUGCUUGCCAUCUUUGACCAAGAGGUUGUCAACGACGAAGUCGCCCGAAGCAACGAGGAUCGGCAGCGUGGUCAUCAGAUCAAACACGCGAUGCGUGAGCGCGAUGUAGUGUCGCUGGUCGAGUGCUGGUACAAGAUCUUGACCACGUUGAAGGGUGCUGCACCACACAUGGUGCGGGACUGUUUGAAAGUGACAGCUCUCUAUGUGGUGUGGAUUGAAAUCCUCACGGUGGCCAACGACAAGUUCUUAAGUGCAGUUUGCAACGUGAUUGCAGAAGCUUCGGAUAGUGCUGGUGAGGCUUGUGAAUGCCUGGCUGCAAUCGUCAGCAAGAAGAUGCCAGCCAGCAAGAAGGUGCAAAUGCUCAGCGAGUUGCAAAUCUUUGCGCGUCUCGAGGCAUGUGUCCAUCGAGAUGGUUCAGACCAUCAGCUCCUCGUCAAGCAGGCGGACAUGAUAAACUCUGUCGGAGAGGUGACCUUGGAGGCCUACGUUGACCUUCGUGUUCAAAGCGAUGCUGACAGCGCGAGGUUGGCCCAGGUUGCAUGGGAAUCCACCAAUGCACUGAUGCCACUAGUUUUCUGGUUCUUUGCCCACAAGGAGCAUCAAGUAGCCGUGUGCGUCGAGCCCUUCUUGACCGAGUUCUUUGUUAAGGUUAAAAGUUUCGUUGCAGACGGUCAGAAGGGUGAUAUGGAGAUGGCUCCUUGUCACUCUGUUUCACUGGAGCAGGUCAGACCCAUCUUGAUGCAGACGCUGCAGCUGAUCAUUCAAAGAACUUCCUAUCCACCUUGGUUUCAGCACAACGACCCGAACUUUGAGGAUGAAGAGCAGCAUGUUGCAUUCAUCGAGUUUCGACGAAGCCUGACGAAGAUCUACAAGCGCAUCUUCUUGGUCGAUGAGCAGCUUGGCUUCCAGUUCGUGCAAGCAUCGGUUGCUCAGCUCACCACGAAUCUUUCGGGCGUGCAGCCCAUGGAAGUGGAUGCAGUCCUCUACCUCUUCAAGGAGGCAGGAGAGACAGUGAGGCAGCUGGAGCAGCACUUGCAGGUAGACUGCUGUAUUGACGGCAAACAGAGGGGCGGUGAACGUGGCUGUCGGGCUCCGAGAGAGCGUGGGAUGCGCAUUCUCGUUUUCCAUGGCUACUCGAGCAAUGGCUCUUGGCAGCAGCACAGGGACAAGCGACUGCAGAAGCUGCUCUCUUUCUUCAAUGUGUGGCUACAUUACAUAGACGGGCCGGUGCAGCUUCCUCCAUUUUCAGCAGAAGGCAUCCAUCGACGUUUGUCCUGGUGGUCAAUCAAAAGAGAGGGUAGCUGGACAAAGCUGCUAGCAUACUUGCAUGAGGUAUUCCACAGGGAUGGACCGUUUGAUGGAGUAAUGGGAUACAGCCAGGGCGCUGCUGUUGCUGGCGGUCUGGCUGCAGAGAUGCUGGUGGGGCACUUCCCCGGCAUGUUCCGGUUUGCCAUUGUGGUUUGUGGUUAUCUGGCCACGACUCCAGAUCUGAAGCAGCUUAUCGAGUUGCUAGACCGGCAGGAGCGUCCAGGGGAGUCUCACACAGCCGUUUUGCGCUGGCGGCGAUGGAAGAGCGUUGACAUUCCGGAGCAGAAGUCAUUCCGCCUUCCGACGUUGCACAUAAUGGGAGAAGCUGAUAAGGUAACUCCUGUGAGAAUGAAUCUGGAAAUGGCAAGCCUGUUUGCAGAUCCUGUUCGUGUUCUCGUUCGCCAUCCUGGUGGCCAUCAUCUGCCAUUUGCGACUGAGCCCAUACGGUCCCUCGUGCUUUUCUUGGUUCCCUUCAUGGAAGCUAAAGAUGCAUCGCGUGUGCUCAAGGAGGUGGGGGACGGCCAAGAGCUUUGUCUACAAUGUGCCUCUUUCCGAUCAGAAGGAGCUUCGCACGAUAGGAGGUGGUAUUGCGAGGCAUGCUGGGCACUCUGGCAGUCCAUGGCCCCCCUGUCAAGCGAUGACGAGGAGGUUGGCCUCGUCAUGGAGCUGAGCCUGGUGGAGCAAAGCUUCUACCCUCCAAGAGGCGGUCCAGAAGCUUCGCUUUGUGCUACUGAACUUGCCAAAGGCCCGCUGGCUGGCUGUUUCGUGCAGCUUAUCGAAUGUGAGGCAUUAGUCAAUGCCGAUCACUGGGCAGUUCAGCUUGCACUGAUGGAGGUGUAUGUGAAGUAUGGCAAGCUGUUUGCAUUACACCAGGAGCUGUUCCCAAGGUAUGGGCAGAAGGUGCUACAAGCCCUGCUGAGUCCCCGAGGUGUCCGUUCCAACAAUCCUCAUCUCGCGGCUCGCGCUUGCUUCAUGUUCGGACGCUUUGUGAAGUUGGUCAGAGUCCAGGCUGCAGCCCUUGUGGUACAGAUCCACGAAGCCUUGCGGGAUCUCCUCAUUGUACAGUAUGUUCCUUCAGCACUCCUUCCUGUACAGGCGGAAGUGUCGCUGACCAAAGUCGCUGUCAAGGGUGCGCUUAAGGCGGACGACCAGGCCAACCUCUUCGAGGCACUGGCAUGCCUCGCAGCUGCGAGCAGACCAGAAGAGCUCCCGGCAAAGCUGGAGAUGCUGCUGAAAGGCCCUGCACAAAACUUGUCGGAGAUUGUAACUGAUGCAGCGGCAUCACGAGCUGGAAACGAUAUAGCCGGCUGCGCUGGCUGGGCUGGACGAAGCAUUGAGGCCAUUGCCACAGUCAGCAAAGCUUUCAACGUUUCGCAUGCAAGCACAGCCACUGCUUGGGAGCAGGUCUUGAUGAUUGUAGCCCGCAUUCUGGAGAAGUUUGUCAACCAGUUGAAUCGUGAGAUUGGGCUUUGGCGAGCUGCCUUGUUCCUUUGCCGAAGGAUGGUAGAAGUGCUGGGCGAUCGUUUCCUGACCGUCCUGGAUACCUUGUUCCCUUUCCUGUAUGCUACGAAUGAUCAGGCAGAUUUGACAGAGCUGACGAUUUUUGCGCAUCACCUGGUGUGCCAAUAUCAGAAGAAGACUCAGCCCCAUCUUCAAAAGUGGCCAAAGCUCAGCGACGUCUUCAGCGGUUCUUGGAGCAAAAAUUUGGUCCAGCGCAUCAACAAGAUUGAGUUCAGCGAGGUGUUGCGCAAGUAUCAGUACCCGGGGAAUAUACAAAAGCUUUUCAGCGAGCUUGAUGAUGAUCGCUCCGGUGAGAUCACCAUGUAUGAAAUCGAUCCGGCCCAAGCUGCAGCCUUCCUGCAUAAGGCGGUGGCAUUUUCCAUCGGUCGAUCGAAAGCUGAGGUGCUGUGGAGCAGCUUCCGUCUCUGGUGCAUGAAGACCUUUCGAUCCGUCGAAGAGCUCCUGACGCGGCUUGGGAACACCAACGAGGAGCGCCUCAAAACCCGGCUGACCAUCAAAGCACGCCACUCCGCCAUCACGGAAGAGCAGUUCCAGAAGCGCAUCAAGGAGAUGGGAUGGCAGCAUGGUCAGGAGAAGCUUCUCUUCAGCGGCCUAGACUGCGAUGCAUCAGGCAAGCUGGGCCGCGAAAGCUUCAGGUGGUUGGAGGCAGAGUUCCACCGCAUUCAGCGGAAGAUGGAAGCAAAGAGCCGUGCAAUCCAUUCGCUCCGCAAGCAGCAAGCACGUGAAGCCCAGGAGCAGACCAUGAACCGCUUCAAGGAAUACCUGGUGAAGAAGCAUGGGAACCUUGUUCGGGCAUGGCGAGUGGUCUUGUGCAGCAACGACGUUAUGUCCAUCCCAAAGACUCCGUUCCUGAAGGCCUGCGCUCUAAUCGGCUUCUCACAUGAAGCGCGCGAUCUUUGGCACGUCUUGGACAAAGAUGAAAGUGGGUUUGCAGCAUUGGAAGAGCUGGAUCCCCCCAGUGCUGAGGCACUCGCGCGCUUCAAGGCGUUCCUGGAAAGUCGUUUUGGAUCAGUCACGCAAGGCUUUGCAUCACUGGAUUCGGACUCUGGGAAGAAAGUAAGCUACAAGCAGUUUGAGAAGUCCUUGCUUGAGUGGGGCUGGUCUGGCCAUACCAAACAGCUCUUCCAACAUUUAGACAAGUCUGGCUCCAAAAUGAUCGAGGAGUCCGAUUUCAGGUUUUUGGAGAAAUGGCAUCCUCAUCUGUACUUCGUUGUAGAAGCAAAUCAUGCCGCCAGAGAAGAAAUCCGAGAUCUCAUUGGACAGAAGUACGGUGGGCAUUUUCUCAAGGCGUGGAGGCAGCUUCUUGACAAAGACGGCAGUAACCGCUGCAGCUGGUCUGAGUUCCAGGCUGCAUGCCACAGGAUUCGAUACCAUGGUGACGUUGCUGGUGCCUGGCGGGCGUUUGAUCAGGACCUUUCUGGGUACAUCACGCUGAAUGAAUUGGACUCAGAGGCAAGCACUACCCUUUCCAACUUCAAGAGCUGGGCGUGGCGGGAGUUUGGCACAGUGAGAGCGGCAUUCAGUGUAUUCGACCACGAUGCAUCCAACAGCCUUACAUUCCAAGAAUUUCGUGGCAACUGUCGCAUCUAUGGUUACGUAGGCAAUGCACGUCAGUUGUUUGCAGCCUUGGAUGUAAACCAAGAAGGUGUUUUGUCGAUGCAGGAAACAUGUUUCUUGGACGACUGGGAAAUUGACAACAAUUCACAAGAAGAGAGGACGCACCUCGAGAAGCGAGAAAGCCAUAUUCGUCGAAUUGAUGACACGGUCCGAAAGCACGUGCAGAAGCAGGCGCGACCCGAGAGGCUGUCUGAACUCUCCUGCCGAUCGCACAGCAAGCGGUCACUGAAAAGUGAUUCGAGCAUUGGUGAUGAUCCUGAAUUUGUGGAUGAGUCGGACCGCUCUUCCAAGGCGCUGCGGGGAAAGUUGACAUGCCAAGAGGAUGACAUGCUUCGAAGCUCUUCCGAGGCAAUAUAUUUCCCUACAUUUGCUGUGGAUAGCCAGAAGGCCAGAGACCGUUUCAACAGAGAUUACAUUCCAGGGAUCAGGUGGGCGCAGGUGAAGCAGACCUUGCAAAUGCGGGCAGACUUGCCGCUGAUACCUCUGUACACCUGGCCUCACCGCCGCCCAGCGGAGGUUGCUCUGCUUGCUAUCAGGGACCGUGAGAGAAAGCACUGGGUUCAAGAAGCAGCUGACGACUGGGUUUUCAUGGGCCAGUUCAAGGAGCUCGCACAGGACAUGAUGCUGGGAGAAGUGCACCGGCCUGACGACGGCGGCAAGCGAGUAGCUUUGACGGGAUAUUUGCCUGCUCGCAUCCCCAGGCUGCAUCAGACCUUUCUGCGUCCGCUGGCUGUGUGGCAGCAAAUGCCAGAGCAGUCUGAUCAGCUCAAGCGCGAGAAGCUGGAGCUUGGAAAUGCCAUGCUGCAGCUGCUUAAAGAGGCAGCACAGCGCUGUCCAAGCGCGCUGUUGGAGCCCAUGCUUACAAACACAAGGCACGGUCAGGAGAUGACCGGCUUCUUGUUGGUUGGCCUCCAGGAUGCCCGGGAGAUCAAGGCAGUGCUGUACUCUGCAUCCGCUUGGGCAGCUUUGCUGGAAGCGGCAACGUCUUCAAGCGAGGCGGCAGCUGCCAUCGCAAGCUUGCCAAUCGCCCAGUUGCUGCAGAGAAUGCUCUGGUCGGCAGCACGCAUGGACUACAACGAUAUCCAGUCCCAGAAAGUGCUCAGCGAGGCUGCCUCGAUUCUGCGGUCGGUGAUGAACCCAAGAGUGCAGCCACAGGCGCAGCUCGAACAGACAAAGGAAGCCUUCCAGCAAUCGCUGGUUGGAGCCUUGCCCGGUCUACAGUCGGAAAUCGGCCCGCGGCAGCUCGGAGAGGUUCUGUUGCAAGAGGCACCGCUGAAGGAUGUCCGCACCACGUUGCAGCAGUGCAUGCUGCAGUGGCAGCGCGUUGCCUUGUUUUGGGACCCGCCGGCUAGCUGCACACUGGCGACAGCUUUCGCCAUGGGGUGGACCUUCGUGCCGUGGCUUCUGCUGAUAUCUCGGGCAUCUGGCAUAGACAAGCCGGAGGGAUGCUCGGACGAAGCUUGGAACUUCGUUUGCCUUGGUGCACUCUCUUGUGCAGAUCUCGCCACUGCUGGCAUCACCUGCACAGGUAUCGGCAGUCUGGACACCUGUUCUACAGCGUGUGCCAGCCCAUGCUGUGUGACAACCACAACCACCACACAGACCGUGACAGCAACGACUGUCACCUCGGUGACACACACGGAGACCAGCACCAGCAUCUCCGAAACUGCCACCACCACGCACACGCUGACAGAGACAUCAAUAACUUCCACUGCAAGCGAAACCUCUACUCACACAGCAACAGAAACAGAGACCAUGACAACAACGGCAACCCACACAAUUACUCACACCAUAACCGAGAUCUCCGAAUCCACAGUGCCACCGAGCACCACCACGGAGAUUGAACCUGCAGCGGUGGAGAGGCUGUCCGUCCGUGCGGUCGUCACAGAUGUGACGAUGUACGUGGAUUACAUAAGAGACUCCAGAAUCAUCAACGCCUACAAACACGUCAUGGAGGAUAUUUCCGGUCUCAGUGAGCACUGGAUCGCUUUGCAAAUGUUUCCUGGUGCCGCUGGCAACAUCACAGUCGACUACAUUCUGACAGUGCCCUUCGUAGAGGGAGCGGGUGGCGAAUUGGUACCCAUUGUGCCUGUAGAGCAGGUGCAGGGCAAGCUUGAUGCGGUCACUCCAGAGACUUUCAACACAAUGCUGAAAGAGAAAGUUGACGAAGCCACCGGUGCUGGGACGCAUUCUCAGAAGGUCGUGAGCUUCGAGCAAGACACCUCCGAUUCGGGCAACGGCAGCGUCAGCAGCGCACUGCGCUUGGGCGGGCCCUUAAAGUGCUCACUGGCGAGCAUUAUUUUUUUGAUGUUGGCUUCGAUUGUCGGCAGCUAA
Molecule: messenger RNA, 6819 nt
Organism: Symbiodinium necroappetens
Lineage: Eukaryota; Dinophyceae; Suessiales; Symbiodiniaceae
Source: the annotation of a GenBank genome assembly